AUGCUUUUGCCGGUUGCAAGAGAAAUAGCGUCGAGAGAAAAUUAUUCAGAAGCACGUGGCAUUAACACAAGAGAAAAUUCAUCUCAACACGCACGAAUGUUCUUUAUAGUACAUGAAAUGUUUUUAGUCAUAGUCAUAGAUAAAUAUUUGAAUUUAGGAAAGGCUGGAAGCAUAAAACCGAACACCAAUCGAAUGAUGAUAUAUGCCAAUUUAAUCCCAACUGUGUUCUCAACAUUAAUGUUCUCGAUUUUAGAGAUAGAAACUCAAAUUUACAUUUCUGUAGUCUUUUCAACUUCAACUACUACAAAUGCAUUUUAA
Messenger RNA from Clunio marinus, 318 nucleotides. Lineage: Eukaryota; Metazoa; Arthropoda; Insecta; Diptera; Chironomidae. The record is from the annotation of a GenBank genome assembly.